Messenger RNA from Paramecium sonneborni, 958 nucleotides. The record is from the annotation of a GenBank genome assembly. NCBI's taxonomy places the organism in Eukaryota, Ciliophora, Oligohymenophorea, Peniculida, Parameciidae.
CAAUUAUAUUAAUUUAUGCUGAUUGAAAAUUUAGCAAAUGAACUACAAUGCUCAAUUUGGUAAGUUAUGAUAAAUAUUAUUUAAGCUUAAGUUUAUUUAGUAUUCCGUUUGUAAUUCCUUGUGGACAUACUUUUUGCCGCGAUUGCAUUCAAAAUUAUGGAAAAACCUCUAAAGCCUCUAAAUGCCCGCUUUGUAAAUAGCCUUUUAAUCUUUCAAAAAUAAAUCUCAAUAUUUCAUUGUAAGCUGUCUUGAAUAUUAUGGAUCAAGAUAAUACUAAGGUCAAAGGAGAUGUAAGUAGAAAAAAAUCAAAAUCCACCAAUUUUUUUAUAUGCACUUCAAAUUUAUCUGAUGAAUAUAAGGUAAUACAAAAAGAAAUUAAUAUAAGGAAUACUUCGAAAGGUUUUAGAAACAGUUCAAAUUAAAAUCAAAUUCAAAUAUGAAUUCUAAGAUUACACACCUUAUAUCAGGGCCUGACGAUCCAAAUAAACCAUUUAUAGCAAGAAGAACUUUAAAAUAUUUAGAAGCAUUAGCUCGAGGGAUUUGGAUUGUAAAUAUAGAUUGGGUGAUUGAAAGUCUGAAAUGUGAUACAAUAUUAAAUGAAGAAGAUUUCGAAAUUAAAGGAGAUGAAUUUCCAACUUUAACUCCAAAAAUAUCAAGAACUAGAGGUGGAAUGUAAGAUUUCCUUAGAGAUUAUGAAUUCAGUAUAGAAAUAGGAAAUAUAAAUAAAACAAUAAUAAAUUAAGAGUAUAUAGAAACUUUAAUAUCGCUUUGUGGAGGUAACAUAGUAAGUUAAAAGGAGAAGACUUAAAAUACUAUUAUAAUAAAAAUAGUUUAAGACCCUCAAAUAAAUUAUACUCGUAUUGAGUGUAUACCAAUGAUAGUCAAUUAAAAAUGGCUGUUUGACAGUAUUAGUAAAUUCAAUAUGCAAAAUUAUUUUGGUUAUUUAAUAAGCAAUUGA